Dunckerocampus dactyliophorus (ringed pipefish) is the source of this 924-nucleotide messenger RNA. RefSeq names its product glutathione S-transferase A-like. Lineage: Eukaryota; Metazoa; Chordata; Actinopteri; Syngnathiformes; Syngnathidae. Bases 89 to 763 code for a protein of 224 amino acids. The transcript is spliced from 6 exons. The record is from RefSeq and is a predicted model, not a curated record.
AUAUAAACAGGGAUGCGUCCCAGCCUCUACUCACACUCCUCUUCCUCCUGCUGACGACCUGUUCUUUCAGUGCACGGUGGAAGCGACCAUGGCCAAGGACAUGACUCUGCUCUGGGGCUCCGGCUCUGCUCCGUGCUGGAGGGUGAUGAUCGCCCUGGAGGAGAAGAACCUGCAGGGGUACAACAGUGAAAUGCUCUCCUUUGAGAAGAUGGAGCAGAAGUCGGCGAAGGUUAUGGCCAUAAACCCGAGAGGCCAACUUCCUUCCUUCAAACACGGGGACUACAUCCUGAAUGAGUCCUACGGUGUCUGCUUGUACCUGGAGAGCCAGUACAAGAGCCAGGGUAGCAAGCUGAUCCCAGACUGCCCUGCAGAACAAGCCAUGAUGUACCAGCGCAUGUUUGAAGGGCAGGCGUUCAUCCAGAAGCUUGGAGAUGUUAUCUACUAUGACUGGAAGGUCCCGGAAGGGGAGAAACACGACUCUGCUGUGCAGCGAAACCGGCAAGCUUUAGGUGUUGAGCUCAAACUGUGGGAAGGAUACCUGGCGAAGGGGCCAGGCCCGUUUCUUUCUGGAAAGACCUUUUCCUUGUCCGAUGUCAUUGUUUUUCCAGUCAUUGCCAAUGCCUUCCACUUUGGGUUGUGUACUGAUCGUUACCCGAAACUGGCUGCUUAUUACAAUCAGUUGAAGGCCCGUCCCAGCAUCAAAAAGACAUGGCCACCAACCUGGAAGGGAGCACAAGCAGACACCAGACUCAAAGACAUCUAAGAUGCAAAAAAACGCUGGUUUCUACAAAGUGGUAAUCACUGUUAUACUGUAUAUCCACUUGUUACAUUGUACUUCAAUAGCAUAUUGUAUCAUUGCAGCAGCAGCAGCGUCUCAGCAGUUUGUAUGCUAUAAAAGUCAAUAAAAACGUACUUUUACAUGAA